Messenger RNA from Mya arenaria, 3452 nucleotides. RefSeq lists its product as uncharacterized. The coding region runs from base 67 to 714 and encodes 215 amino acids. The transcript has 5 exons. Lineage: Eukaryota; Metazoa; Mollusca; Bivalvia; Myida; Myidae. The record is from RefSeq and is a predicted model, not a curated record.
UACGUUUGAAGUGUGAAAAUAUACUGAUUAUCAAAGAAGCCACUGAUUAAUCCAAUUUCCAUAAAAAUGGCUUCUUUUAAGCAAAUAAUACAAAAGUCCCUAACCGCCAAGCGAUAUUCCGCCAUUGGUAUGGAAGGGAAGGAAAAUCACGGUUAUGCCGGGACACCAGGCCCAAAACAAAACAAUCGGGUUCAAAAUGAUCAGCCACGACAAGAGAGGUUUUUAAGGCGAAAUACAAGCGUUACACAGUCAGUCAGGGAUGUUGUUGGAACAUUCAGACAAAAAAUAAGGAAGUCAACUAGGCAGAGAAAAAGACUUCAGCACAGCCUGAGUUCACCAUGUACACCUGUUAAUGGAAAGUCCAAGACCUCAAAGAAAACUCCAACAAGAAGAGGAGGCUACAGGGAAGUAAAGAUGUACUCGCCGUUCAGCUUUGAGACACCAGAAUCCUCCCCACUAGGUUUCCGAGAGGCACGGAGGGCCAAGUGGGUUGAUGUUGAGACUCCGACGCGGUUGAGGAAGGAAGUUGAAGACCUGACAGCCAACAUGCAGGCCCUGGUCAGCCUCACCCCAAACACACUUAAGUCAAGAGCAUCACGAAGGUCCUUGCAUCAGAAGAAUUCUCCCCAGACCAUCAGUUCGAAGCCCGAGACUAGUUCAUCAAGGAAAGUUCGGGUGACAGCAGUCCGCAGGAACAUCGAGACAGAUGUGUAGCUGGGUCCUACCACUAUCCAGUUUCCAGUCAAGGAAAUGCUGGAUGUACGAUUGGCUCGUCUUGUCAGCUGUCAUUUGUUCAUCCCUUGUACACACUGUUUUGUCAUGUCUUAAAUGUACCCACAUGUAUGCUUUGUUUACCUACAAAUGCAUCUCAAUAUUGUAUUUAUAUCAUAUUAUAGCUUUCAUGGUCUCUGUAUUACAUUUAUAGUGUAUUGUUUAUUUUUUUCAUAAGUGAUAUUCAAACCUCAAUUUAAUUAGAUCUGAAUUUAGCGGUAAAAAAAGCACAUGACUUACAAUUUAUAUUUCUGGGUGUUGUGACUGAGUAGAUUCACAAUAUAUAUUAAAUACAAAAACAGUCACUGAAAGCAAGAUCUUAUAAUUGUUGAAACUACAGGUACAUUUCAUCUUGUAUAGCAUUUCCAACUACCUAUGAACAUGUUCACAGUUUUACUUGCCUUUGUGUGUGUCCAUAUUCAAGUUCAUACAUGUUAUCUUCUUGUUUCCAUGUACUUUAUCUCUUGUAUUCUUACUAUCAACUUCUCAAGCUGUAGAAUAAUUCUGUCUUGCAUGUGUACACACAUUUCCGUGAAGGAAUGUUCUUGCCAAAGUUACAUUGCCAAUGUUCUAUAUCUUGUCAUCUUAAAAAAUGCUUAUUUACGCAUAGCAUGCUUACAAGAUGCUUACUGUAAAGUCUUAAUAGCGGAAUUGUAUUUCUAUUUUAAAAGGAGAAAAAAUUAUUUUUAACUGUUGUGAAGUCUAAAAGAGGUUGUAUAUUUUUGUCUUUAUAUUUGUAAUAAAGGAAUUGUACUUCUGUUUUAAGGGGCGAAAAUUUAUUUUAAACUGUCAGAAAGAAAAGAUGACAACAUUGCAGAAUUAUUUACUUGUAUAUAUUUUGAAUUGUAAUAUGUUUGUUAUUAUACUGUUGCAAGUACACAGUGUUUGUGUUAAAUUCUAACAUUUAUAUACAAAUGUAAAUACAUGUACACAGUAUGUAUCCAUAGUGCUGGAUAUUUAGGUAUAUUCUAGUCUGUAAAUCACUUUAUUUUCUUAUUGUAUAACUGUAGUAAAAGGUAGAUGCCUUUGUAUGACAUUUGAAUCAAAGGCAUAUAUUUUUCGUAUUUUUCUCCUUUGUCAGUAGUUUGAUAUGCCCAUCUUUCGGCCGAACAUGAGGUCACAUUGGCAGCAAUCACAAAGUUGUUAGCUCACUAAUUUAAGAAUUUCAUAUCCAGUCCUUUCCAAACAAUAACACACAUUUAUAGGGUAUACUGUCUCGCAUGAGGCCAGAUCCUGUAGUAAGUCCUAAAAUUGAGUUUGUAAUUUUUUAGACUAAAUGGACCUGGUCAGUUCUCUUUAUUUAGCAAUGUUAUGGGCAUAGCAAAUAUGGUUGAAAUGAUUAGGGGCAUUAUAUCCCUGAUCAUUUGAAUACUCAUUGAAACCAUCUCAGACAUUCAGGAGUAACUUGCUUAAUUUGAACUGAUGGCUUUUUUCAUUGUCAAAGUAUAAUUCUCUGUUUCACAGCCCUCUCAUUUGGUAUUUUCUGCAGUAGCUAAGAAAGUUGAAGCUUUUGUUUUUCUAUUGCUUUAUUUGGUAGAAAUGUAUCAAUACUUGCUAUUUUACAGGUAAACUUUAUACAAUGCCUAAUUUAGAAGUAGGUAGCUAAACAUUUUAUAAUGGCUUGGAUGUGGUUUCAAACUUCUCCCAGAACCUAUUUUAUAUUUUAAAAGUAUUAACUUAGAUCUUAAGUUUGAUUCUACCAAAAUAUCUUAUUUGACAUGGAUAAACAACAUUGAAUGACCUCAAGUGCAUUGUUUGCUUGUUUGUUUUUUGUUGAUACCAGUUAGCGGUUUUAUCAAUGAUGUUAGAUUUUUUUUACAGAAUUGUGGUAGAUUGGUAUCAUUACUCAUCAGUGUUUGAUUUUCUUUUGGUUUUUAUAACACAGGGCAUUAAACAUGAUCCAUGAUAUUUCAUACACGGUAUAUUUAUUAAAUUUUGGACACAAUUAUAAGUUAUUUAAAACUCGCAAAACAACUUUUUGCAUAGCUUUUGAUUGGCAUUAUAUUUACAUGUUCAUGUUUGUACUUGCUUGUUGAUGUAUUGCAUAUAUCUCUUAUGAGAUCUCCUUUUUCAAUAACUUGUCUGAAACCAUUUAUAGAAGAAUGAAGAAAUUAGUUCCAAUACUGGAUCUGUAGAUUGCUUUCUCUCGCAUCGUCAUUUUUAUUUCUGGUGAUGGCCAAUUCAUUAGGGUUUUAAUUGGAUAGCAAUGUUAUAUUGACCAUUUUGCUGGGUUUUAAAUUCACAACCUUAUUGAUAUGGAGAAAAAUAAACCCUUUGGAAAUUAAAACAAUACAGUGAUAUGUCAAAUUCAUUUAUUUUUUUAUUAACUUUUAUUUUUCUUCUCAGAAUUUGUUUAGGAACACCUUCAUUUAUUUUUCAAAAAGAAAAGAUAUAAUUAUAAAUCAGAUUUUGUUUAACCAUUGCAAAUUUGGUGCUUGGAAUAUUUUAUAGAAACAUUAUUUUAUAAUGGUGCAGUUUACAACAAAAUGUAUCAGGGUAAUUAUAUACAUUAUAGUGCACGAACAUGAUGACCCUAUUACAACAAUGUUUUAGUACAUAUUGUUAAUGCCUUUUGUAAAUUUUAAUCAAGGAGAAAUAUUUUAUCAGUCUGUUUGUAUUGUCCUUUUUUUCUUUUGUAAGCUCUUAUUCAUUUGAAUCUCAAUAAAAUCAUAUUUAAAGAU